CGCACUGACUCCACGGACGGUGUUUUUUUGCAAUAUAGAGCAAUAGCAACAACCCUCCUAACGAUCCCCCGGCAGAGUCACUUAUUUGAUCAGAUGGGCUUUGAUAUUUGAAUCCCGUGGUUAGGUCGUUCGCAAUCAGCAUGACUACAAAGCCAGAAUGCAUGACAAAACGAAGCGUCCGUCGACAUGGCGGAAUUUGGUAACUGUUGCGUUCGAACGGGUAAGUGUUUACUAUUCGCUCUUGCUGGUGGCAAUUUGAGGGGAAUCAGUCGACUUUUGUGGAAUUUAUUGACCUUCUUCGAGUGACGACGGUUGGUGCUCGGAACCGGUUCAAGUGACCUGCUUUCCCUAUUUUCAGUGCACACCACACGAACAAAGACAUUCGAUAGAAUUAUAUCAAAAACGAUCUGAAGGGAAAAGGUGGCUACGGAGUAUAGGAACUAAUAUUUCAGUAACAAUUGUUGACGAGCACAUAUAACUCUUGCCUGAAAAAAAAGGGUCAGUGAGGUGCCAUUUUGUCUCUUAGUGAUCCGAGGCCUGUUUACACUUUGUUUUGGAAUCGUGUCUGAUAGCUCAAGUUCGAUUACAUGCAACCAGGAUGAUGCGUAGAAAGGUUUUUACAUCGAUGGCAAUUUUUGGUGGCAUCUAUACUAUUUGGCUGAUUAUUUCAACAGAAAGGCAGAGAUUUAAAGGUCUCGCCUCAAAAGAAUCAUCAUAUAACACAUCAGGAUCAGGAUGGUCAACAAAACCAGAGUCCGUUCAUUCUAUGGCAUCCAGACAAGAAGAGAGAAAACGUCAAGUUCUGGCAUACUGUAAAAAGACGAGGGCAAGAGCACUGCAAGCUAAGGACCUAAAUCAUUUCAUAGUGGACAGCAAACACCGACUGGUCUAUUGUUAUAUUCCUAAAGUUGCGUGCUCCAAAUGGAAGAAAAUCAUGGCGAAACUUGUGGGGUUGACUGGCAAGUCUGUACACAAACAAAAAUUCAACUUUCUCAGCUAUCACUCCAAAGCUGAUAUACGUUAUAUUUUGCAGAACUACUACAAGUUUCUUUUCGUUCGCGAGCCUUUUGAGCGACUAUUGUCAGCGUAUAGAAACAAACUGACCAAUCAAACUGAUAUCUACAAAUUGUACGCGAGCAAAAUCAAGCAAUCUGUCAGAGUAAGACUGGGCGCUAAUGAAACAUCUUCAGCACUUCAUGGAGAAUUUAAGUUCGAGGAUUUCAUAUCAUACUUAAUCGAUACUCACUCAAUAAGGGGGAAAAUAGAUGAACAUUGGAAUCAUUACGAUAACCUCUGUCAUCCGUGCGAGAUAGACUUUGAUUUUAUCGGAAAAUACGAGACAUUAACAGAGGAUGCUCCAUUUGUGUUACGCGAGGCGGGUGUGGAUCAUUUAGUAUCAUUUCCUCCUGUCCGUUACACAUCAACUAGGAACAGCUUGGGGGAUUACUAUUCCAAGGUUCCACGAGAAGACAUUAUGCGGGUCAAGAAACUUUACCGUCGCGACCUUGAAAUGUUCGGGUACAAUGCUAAGAACUCUCUAGGAAGCAUAAUAAAGUAAACGGUUUCUGACCAAAUUAACGUGAUGUCAAAAGUGACCAUUAUUGGACUGUCCAAAAUCAAAAUAUUAUAUUCUCUUGCCUGAA
This is a messenger RNA of Pocillopora verrucosa, 1643 nucleotides long. Its product is annotated as carbohydrate sulfotransferase 11-like. The record is from RefSeq and is a predicted model, not a curated record. Lineage: Eukaryota; Metazoa; Cnidaria; Anthozoa; Scleractinia; Pocilloporidae. Gene Ontology annotation, biological process: carbohydrate biosynthetic process. Gene Ontology annotation, cellular component: membrane. Gene Ontology annotation, molecular function: sulfotransferase activity.